This is a messenger RNA of [Torrubiella] hemipterigena, 1570 nucleotides long. NCBI's taxonomy places the organism in Eukaryota, Fungi, Ascomycota, Sordariomycetes, Hypocreales, Clavicipitaceae. The record is from the annotation of a GenBank genome assembly.
CCCCAUAGCUCAGAAAUUAAAUAUUUAUACAUUUUCACUUACCCACACCCACCAUGUCUUCUACACAAGAUUUACAAAGCGCGCUAGACACCCUCUAUGCCAAGUAUGCAACACUUCGCACCGACUCCUCCACCAAAGACUUCGAUGACUUUGCCGCUCUAUUUGCAAGCGACUGCGAGGUAUACCUCCGAAGCAUGAGAGAGCAUAAGACGCCCGCUCGCAGCCACGCUGAAAUUGUCGAGCAUCUGCAAGAUAUCCUAAAGGACCAGUUCCUCUCCAAGUAUCGGGUUGUUAGCCAGGGCUUUGACGAAGCAAGUCGUCGGGUCUAUACGGAACUGGCCAAUGACUAUAACAUCCAUGGAAAAGUGCUGCCUUCUUUCGCUGAGACGUGCAUCGCAACUUUUGACAGUGACGGUCGAAUCAAGACAUUCAAGCUAUAUAGCUGUCGCAGUGACCUAGUAUUUCUUAUACAGAAAGCCACUGGUCAGGGUCCGUACAGCCAAGAGUAUCUCGAUCAUGAGACAGUUGAUUGCUGUUAAUUAUGUUAGAUAAUUUCCUGUAAUAAUUAUCUCGCUGGGAGUUUACUGGAGGUUCGUUUGGCCUGACGAACUCUCGGGUAGUUUCUAGUGUGUGGACCCUUUCCCCGCGCUGGAUGCUUUCUUCGUAAAGGAUAGCUUAUUAUUAAAUAUUAAAUAGGCGAUAUAAUGAAAAUGGGGAAAAUAAAUGAUUUAUUAAUAAUAGCUACGGUGACCGAAAUAUGCGGCUGUAGAAUCAGAACGUAAAGGUAGAGUGCAAGUUACCCUUGGCAAUACUUCCUUACCCAACCGACUCCGAGAGUAUGCAUCUAAAUUGCCCAAUAUACUGAUACGCUCGCCUUCUCGACUGUGUUUGCCCAGCCUGGAAAUCUAGCCUUUGCCCAAAGGGUGACAACGUCUCCAACCGCUAGAUGCCUUACAAACUCUCCAUUCUUUGUUGCGCCGCCUCUGCCAGCAGCCUUGAGAUCCACAGCCGCCUCAGAAUCUUCACUCGUGUAGUCAUUAUAGCUCCAGACAAUCUCAUGGUCUUGUGAUGCUGGAACGGCCCGUUUGUUCUUCUGGACAAGCCACCCUGGCGCAGGCUCUAGCCGGAAGUUAAGGCUCGGUGUUUCACCUUCAGUCAACGUGGGAUAUACCGAUCGGAGAGCCGCGUCAUUGAGCUUAAAGUCCUGGCCAGGGUCUGCGGUUUCUCCAGUUGCGCCAUCCUUCUCCAGAACCUCCAGUCCAGCUUCAAACCAUGUCCAUGAAGCAUCAUAUGGUCCGAGGUUUUGGCCGCGUUCGCCACUCCAACCUUGGUCGUGGCUGCGAAUGUUGAACACCACCUUGCGCACUGGAUUCACCAGACGCGGUAGAGGGUAAUUUGCCAGCUUUGCAUAAGCGUCGCGGUUCACGGGGCUUUCAAUUGGAAUAGGUUCGGGUGUCUUGCCAUGCCAAACCUCGCUGUGAUUGUAUUCUUCCACUUCUUCGUCCGAAUUCCAGGUGCAGGUGUUAAACUGGCCGCCGUGAUCAUUAACUAAGCCAAUAGGCAAGGUGCG